Acanthocheilonema viteae is the source of this 1848-nucleotide messenger RNA. NCBI's taxonomy places the organism in Eukaryota, Metazoa, Nematoda, Chromadorea, Rhabditida, Onchocercidae. The record is from the annotation of a GenBank genome assembly.
AUGCAAUGGAUGGUGGCGCUGUUGUUCGUACUUCUUGAAUUUCUUCCCGAUUUUAUUUAUGGAUGUACACCACGAUAUCGGGAAGAACUUCAAUACUUGGAUUAUUAUCUUGGCAUAAAACCGGAAAAUCAUGGUAAUCUCGAGGUGGAAGAAACUACGCUAAAACAAUAUAUAAGCAAUUCAAUGAAGCUAAAUUGUCAAUUCAAUAAACGAUGCGCGUGGAUGAAUGCACCUGAUGAUGAUUUAUUAGAUACAUCAGAUUUUUAUUUAUUUGCCAAAACAAACAGUAAAUUAUUUCCACCACAAAUUCAACCAGGAUCAUCCGAUCCAUUAAAAGGUACGAAAUUUGUUAUCGCAGGUAAUACAACAACAAGACCUCAAAGUGCAAUACUAAUUAGUGCACCAAUUGCUUGCCAACGAGCUUCCGGAUUAUUAACAUUCAAAUAUUGGCUAUAUAAUGAAGCAAAAAUUGAAGUGUUAAUUUUAAAGCCAUUUAAUCGAUGGAAUCGUCUUCGGGUUAUUACACGGCCAAAUACCGAUUGUUACUUCAUUCGUGCCUUUAAUGAUCAUUGCAAAGUUGAAAUACCGGAAAUUGCUGAGCCAUUUCGGAUUGGUAUUCGUGUGUAUGAGUUAAAAAGUUCAGCGUUGGGUAGUUUCGGAAUGAUAACGGAUAUUCAGUAUAAAGCUGAAAUAUGUUUGGAACCUAAGUUAUCAACAGUUUUUGGAGCUCGAACAAUUCCACUAUCAUCUAUUACAUCCUAUCCGAUUUCCGCUUCCGAACUUUCCUGUGUUGAUUACAAUUCAACUUGUCGCUGGUCCAAUAGUCUUUCAUCAUCAGCCGAAUGGAAGAUCGGAUGGAAUCUUCGACGAUGGAACGAAAUCUUUGAAACGACAAGUAAACCAACUGGAAGUUUUUUUUAUCAGUACGUCGAUUCAAUUACUCCAAAGCCCUAUUCAUUACUACGAUCAGAACUUGUUCCAUGCACCAGUACUGUUACAACUUUUACCUUUAGAUAUUGGUUACAAACAGGUACACAGGUUCAGGUUUGUACAGUUACUGCAUCAAAUGUGAUAAUUAGCUGUGUGUACCUAAACGAAGUAACAGUGCCUGGACCUAUUAAUAUUGAUAUCGAUUCACCAACUGAGGAACCUUUUCGAUUCAUAUUUGAAUUAAUCAAUUUUGAUAAUUCAACAUUUGGCCUUGUCGUUAUUGAUGAUAUGCAAUUUACUGGUUUAUUAUGUCAUGAAGUAACAGUGCCACCCUCUACAACAAUCGAUCCGUUGCAAAUUAAGCAAUUUUUCUCUCUUCAGCCAUAUCCAAAUUUGUUAAUCGUAAAUCAAGUUUCGGUAGCUGUCCUUAAUAAUUCCAUGGCUAUAUUACAAUCUCGAGAAGUACCAUGUGCUUCGGAUGCAAAAAUUUUCAUUGCAUAUUUUCGAACCGAAAAAGCUAACAUAACAGUUUGCAUCGAGAAACAUUGUGUUAGCACUAAUGAUUCACGUUCUGGUGCAACAGCAGAUAUUAACAAAGGUUCUGGUUUAGCCGUAUUAAAAUCGCCACAGUUUAAGCUUUCGCGUCCGGUUGAAUUACAAAUUAAGAUAUAUCAGUCAACAUUCGGUUCUCAGACAUUCCUGUGUGGUGAUGAUUUUAGCACUUUGUAUGACUGUCAACCGAUAUUAGGCCCAAAAAUAGAAUUGCCAACAACAGAAAAAAUAAUUUUACCACUUGAUCAGGAUGCACAAAAUUUUACAAUUGUUGCGGUGCACGAUAAAUUUAUGGAAUUUGGUGCAGCAAAAUUUAUUAUUUCAAAUAUUGAAAUAUUAGAUGAAAAUGGAAAAUUGUUAUGUUGA